UUUUCUCCGAAAAUGUGUAUUAGUUAGUGAUUACAGGUGCACAAAUCAAAAUGGGUAAAAAUGACGCGCAGAGAACGAAGGGAAAUACCAAGGCCGCCAGCAGUGCUAGAAGUGCUAAAGUGCUCGGGGAGAACACUGGGUUUGUAGGUUUCGGAACUACAGCAGAGGCAGGGUUUGUUCCUCUCCUUCAACCAGAUGACGGGGUUCCUCCGGAUUUCAGGCUUGCUAUGCGAAAAAUGAACAAAAAGGACGUAACAACCAAGUUGAAAGCUCUUCAAGAAUUCCUGGAUCUCAGUAUAUCAGCGUCUGAGCAGGAUAUGCUCGCUGUGCUCGCGUUCUGGCCAAGUGUUUACUCAAAACUUGCCUCAGACACGGAUCGUCGUGUGCGGGAACAGGCGCAUAUAGCACUAGAAGCAGUUGUUAAGGUUUGAACUUCUUUUUGUUUGGAAACUCAGCUUUGCAUGGAAACUAUUAUUUGUGUAUAAAAGCCAACCUAACAAAGAAUUUUACUUUACAUAAAUAUAUUUAUUACAUGCAAUGCCACUGACUGUUCAGUGUCAAAAGA
This is a messenger RNA of Eurytemora carolleeae, 565 nucleotides long. Its product is annotated as E3 ubiquitin-protein ligase listerin. Gene Ontology annotation, cellular component: cytosol; RQC complex. The transcript is spliced from 3 exons. The coding region runs from base 51 to 431 and encodes 126 amino acids. Gene Ontology annotation, molecular function: ubiquitin protein ligase activity; ribosomal large subunit binding. Lineage: Eukaryota; Metazoa; Arthropoda; Copepoda; Calanoida; Temoridae. The record is from RefSeq and is a predicted model, not a curated record. Gene Ontology annotation, biological process: rescue of stalled cytosolic ribosome; ribosome-associated ubiquitin-dependent protein catabolic process.